This is a messenger RNA of Melopsittacus undulatus (budgerigar), 7910 nucleotides long. It is a transcript of the gene TMCC2, whose product is annotated as transmembrane and coiled-coil domain family 2. The record is from RefSeq and is a predicted model, not a curated record. The transcript has 4 exons. Gene Ontology annotation, biological process: amyloid precursor protein metabolic process. Bases 5529 to 6917 code for a protein of 462 amino acids. Gene Ontology annotation, cellular component: endomembrane system. Lineage: Eukaryota; Metazoa; Chordata; Aves; Psittaciformes; Psittaculidae.
UCCCUGCUCCCAUCUCCCCCAUCCACACCCCUGCCUGCAGGAGGUGGUCCAAGGGUCCUGGACCUGUUCUUAUGGCCCCAUACCCACUGCUCUGCUGCCACAGGGCAGGAUUCAUCCUGCUAAAUAUAGCUGCCUAGCGGGUCAGUGGCUAUAUCAGGGUGAGGCGGAUUAGAGUCAGCAGCAAGAAACCCGCAGUCCCUGAGCAUCAUCCCGGGUGGCUGUGGCCAUCAGUGGCUGAGAGGCCAUGGGACAGCUCAGGGCCACCAGGCAGAGCUCAUCUCCCUUGCCCAGGCCUUUCCUUUCUGGCUACAGGUGUCCAGCUCAUCCUUGCUCCCUCUGGCUCCACCAGCAUCCAAUCGGUUUCAGGGCAGGGAAGUGGUUUGUCACCUCCUACAGCUCUGGUUACCCAGAACGGGUCACAGGCAGUCUGCUUUCUGGAGGUGAUGAGCACCCCGAGGCGCUGGCACAGCUGAAGGGACACGGGACCUUCAAGUCUCACUGCUUUUGGUUACCAUUAACCCAUGCAGGAGACUCGCAGCAAUGGUUUUCCCUCACUCCCUGCCUCAGUUUCCCCAGCUGGGAACCAGAACCAACACUUCCAUGUGUUUGGGGAAGUCCCUUGCAUCUCUUCAGGAGGAUUUGCUGACAGAAGCAACAUGCAUCCUCCCAUCCCACCCAAACUCCAGGGGAGUUCUGGUGUUAAAAUCCCAGGGGAAGGAGCUAAAACAGGCCAGUGGUGACUGCAAGCCUGAAUAGAGGGAAUGGUGGUGGUAAUGCUGUGCUGCUUGCAGCCCUCUAGCCCCACAUCCCCUCAGCAGCAUCCCAAGGGGAUGAGUCAGGAGCAUCCCUACAAGUGCCCAAGGGUUUUGGGGGGGGCAGGACUGACCUUGGCUGCAUCGCGGAUCUGGAGGUGUGAGAGCAUCGUGUCCAGGUCAGCUCCCACCUCUCCACCUCCCCACGUGUCACAGGGGAAUGAGAGCGUGAGUGAAGGGUGGUGGUGGGAACUCAUUCCCUCGCUCCUGUUGGGAUGAUGCGUUGAGGAGCACUUUGGGAAAAGCAGAUAAUAGCUGUGAAGACAAAGAUACCCGAGAUUGCUGCUUAAUUAAUUCAGCUGAAGAAGAAUAUCAGGCUCUCGUACUGAUUCACCCCCUAGCAAAAGACAGCGUGUUCCUCAGCCUUCGUUGACAUAUGGCUGUUGUUUCCAGCCCACCAGCAGCUCCCGCUCCAUGGCAGGCAGGCACUGGGAAUGCCGCCUGUCCUGGGUGAUUUAGACGGAGCAGGCAGGUGGGGGUCAGCGUGGAUGGACAAGGUGGGUAGGGCAGGACUGAGGAGUGAGUGCCCGUGACUUUGCUGUGUUCUGCUCUGCCCAUCCCCUGCCACCCCAGGGUUAUCACUGAGAGCAGGAUUUAGCUCCUGAGUCAGGAUGAGCAAAGCAGGGUCCUGCCUUGUGACUGCUCUCCUCUCCUCUCCUCGCCCCUCCUCGCUCUGCCUCUCCCUGCUUCUCCCUCAAGCACACAAAACCUGCCGGAAAGCCUCCCAAACACCUGACAGAGGAGUCAGAACCCAGCCCCAGCAGGGGCUGGUGGUGCUGCUGGUGGUCCCAGUGCUGUCCCCAGCAAGAGAAAGGGCAGUGCCAUUACCUGUACAGCAAUGGGGGUUUGUCCACAGGCUCCAAGGGCCGUGAGCAGCCUCAGCUGUGAGGGAUGGUCCUUGAGCCCUCCCUGCAGAGGUGUCCCUCCCGGUGACCUGCAAGCACAAGGAACAGUCCCCAGCCUGGAGGAUGCGGUGUUAGAUGAGGGAACACUGGGUAGGGGUGGGCACAGCCAGGAACUCCCUAAGCCCAAGGGAUGGAUCCCGGGAUCUGCCCAUCUGGAUGUGCUCCCCUCCUGCUGCCCCAAGAGCCCCAUGGGACUGUGGCACCAUCCCAGCUCAGCCCAGGCAGGCAGCGCUUGGCGGUGCUGUUCUCCCAGCGCACUGUGGAGGAGCAGGACCGGCCCCUGUGGCACCCAGCCUGUUCCCGGCUCCCUCCCUGCUCGCCAGCCUGUGCUGCUUGUUCUUGGCUGCCUCCUGCAAGCAGUCCCCGUGCGAUCCUCAGCCCCUUCACCGCAGCCAUGGCAGAGGGAGAGGAUGCGGCUGCCUCCCGGAGCAGCGGCCAGGUGCUGUGCAGGAGUGACCAGGGCAUCCUCAUGGCAGAGCUGCAUCCUCCCGAGCCCUGCCCCGGCAAAAGGAUAUUGCUGCUAAAUUCGCUGCUGGGUGUCUUUGUGAGUAUUCCCUCUGCUCUCCUUCCUGCUCCUUAGGCAAGGCAAGGACUCAGGAUGCCCAGGGAUAUGGGGGGAGGAGCUGCAGGUGAUGGUCUGGCUGCUGCUGGGCUCUAUGCAGCACUUGCAAGGGUUGAGAUCUUGGCCAAGAAGCCACUUGCUUUGGACACCAAAUGCACUCAGGAACGUGAGGCUCAGGAGCAGUGUGCUGGCUCCCACUAAUCCAUAUGCAGCUUUCCCAGCCUGGCUGAGAGCACUCUAGUGCAGCUCAGCAGGAAUUCCUCCUUGCUUCUCCAUGCUAAGCCCAUCUGCAGCUGCCACCCUGUAAAGGCAAAGCCCAAGCCUACCAUUUGCUCUGUGUGUUAUGUGGCAUCACCAGGUGAUCCAUCUCGUGGUUGAGAUGCUCUGACCAGGGCUCUGUAGGUGUUCAGGGUUGGAUUCUGCACCUCCCAGCACCAGCACACACCAAAUGUGCUGUGAUUUUGUGGCCAUCCAGAGAUUUUCUUUGCCAUCCCAGCAGGGUUUCUGCAUGUGAAAGGGAGGGAAGAUGCUGCAUCGCUGCUUUGCUGGGGCAUCAACAGGCACCAUUCUUGCUUCUGCAGUUACUGGCUGCUCCUAAACCUCCCUUUGUGCUGGGGAAGAGGAAUAACAAAGCCUCAUCCCAAACAUCCUGACAUUUAUCAAGUCCUUUAUCAGGAAUCAGGGCUGUGCCUGGCAGCCGCAAAAGGCUGUGAGGGAAGCAGAUGGGCUUUGGGACAGCCCCAAAAGGGGGAGCUGGGAAGCAGAGGGUGUUUUCCAGAGUGCCUUGUGCAGCUGGGGACUUUUCCCACCCUGCCAACAGUGAUGGGAAGUGACCUCUGGCUCCUGAGCUAAAACAAGAUGUGAUGCUAUGAGAGACCCAAAGAUGAUGUCCCUCAGUAACCUGCCCACAGGCAUCCAUGGCCUGGGCUUGGCCAGGCUGCAAACUCCAGCCUGUCUGCAGUGUCCCUGUGGCUCCAGGACGAUCCCUGCUCCUUCUGAUCCUUCCCUCUUCAGGCUGAGCACCACAUGGUAGGCACAGCUGGUUCCUGCUCCUGGCAGCUGGGACUUCCUUGGGGAAUCUGCUCUUCUCUGUGCUUCGGGUACAGAUGGUACCAUAGCUGCUGCUGAUGGGCGAGCGUACAGGAACGGGGCUCAGCACUGCAUGCGCAAAGGUUGCUCACACAGAUGGGGAUGGGAGGCUUUUGCCUCCAAGAUCCUGUCCUCCUGAGAGGACAGACUGAGAAACACAGUGCUUGGUGCAGCCUGUCCCUUGCGCCCAAACACUGUCAUCCAAACCCCUGCCAGGCAUGGCUGAGGACACCCUGUGCAGGAAGCUGGGGCCACAGCAUCCAGAGCCUGGGCUAAAGGCAUCCAAGGGUUUUAGCUCCUGGUGUUGAACUCUGCUUUGGCAGCUUCACAUCACGGAUCGGUCCAUGAGAGCCUGCUCCAGCUCUGCCUCCUCCCUGCUCCUUGUGUCCAGGGCUGCAAGCACAGGUUGGGAGGGCUAAAGGUGAUCCAAGGAAAUGCCUUCCUGGCUCCGAGCAGCCCCAGCGAGGCUGCUGCUGCGCUGGUUUCCUCCUGUCACAUCACUGAGGUUAUCUGAGCAGUGCAGGCAGCCCCUGUUCCAGAGCUGUCAGAGCCCAGCAAGGGAAGCAUUCCCACCCGGAAGCUCUGCUGGCAUCGCAAGGGUGUUUGGUGGCUGUGGUGAGGUUCAGGGAAGCUCCAUUCACAGAAUAAGAAGGGACCAAAGGGAUGGUGCUUUUGUGGAGCUGUGGAACCAAACCUUCCCAAUCCAUCCCUGCCAGGGCAGGGUGAUUUGGGUGGCAGGGCCAGCUCCAUCACAGGCAAUGCUGAGCACCAUCACUCAGAGGUGCAGCAUGGCACCGAGCCUCCAAGGCAGCAGGUUCCCCUCUCAGGGCAUGGAUGGAUGUAGGGGCAGACCGAGAGGUGAUGGGAAGCAGGAGGCUGAGUGGUUCUGGGCUUGGCUCAGCGGUGGGAGCAGCACAGUCUUCCCCAUUAAACAUGCAUCUAGGUCACGAUCAGCUCAUCGGUCCGGCCUGCACAAUUCACUGUGUGCCUGGAAAUGCUUCCUAAGCUGCUGUUGUCUCAUCGUUUGGUUGGGGUUUCAAUGAGAAACAGCUCAAACCAGAGCCGCAAAUGACCCUUCCUCGUGUAGCCCCUGGUCUGGAGCUGUGCUGGUGCCCUGAUCUCUGGCUGUUUCAAACAGCCCCAGCACUGGCUCUGUGCACUGAGGGCUUUGGUGUGGCACAGUGUAAGUCUGGGGGUUGAAUUCUGCUUCCCUCCAUCGCUCAUAUCCAGGCUUGGCCACAUCACUUGCAAGCAGUGGCCACAUCACCCUGCUCUGUGCAACCCCAUUGGUUUGGGCUCAGAUCCACAGCUCUGGAUCUCCUUUCCCACCCAGGAAUCUUGCUUUAGCCCCUCACCAGCUCCACUGGCCCCAGCAAUAAUGCGGUGCCUGGAGGGCGACUCAAAACUGCCACCAGCUCCUGCAAACCCAGAGCUCACUGCUUGCUUUUUGGCUGUCCCAUUUAACAUCUCCAGCACUUGUGUCUGCUCAGCCGGCUGGAUGUGUUUGUUCCCUGGGCAUCGCGUGUUCUCCCAUAUGCUCCGUGCAGCCUUCCCCAUCACUCUCCAUGGUGUGAGUGGGCUGGAUCCGGGUCCAUCCCACUGCAUGGUGUUGGCCAAGACCCCACCAGGUCCUGGCACAAGCGGCUUUUACCUUCCUCAGGCUUCCCAGUCCCUGCUUGACCACUGCAUUUGUCCUGUGUCGGUCCCGCCGGGGCUGUGCUCUCUGCCUCUCCCGAGCUCCGUGCCCUGGUACGUGACACAGCAGAAGAGAAGCGCCGGUCCCGACCCCCUGCGUCAGGGCACAGGCAGCGGAUGGGGCUGGAGGCGUGUGAAUGCCCCGCACAGGAACGGGGGGGUGCGUUACAGCUCUGACAGCUCCGGCGCUGGGAGCUGUAAACAGCGCUGGCGCGAUUCCCGGCUCGGCGAUCCCACCGCAGCCAUCGGCUCCAGCCCGGCGCGCUCGGGGACACGGGGGCUGCUCCGGGGGUUUCCUCUUCCCCCCUCGCUGCUACCCCCAAACACUGCUGCCGGAGCUGCCGCUGUGCCCCGGCCAUGGCAGCCGGCGCUGCCCGUGCAUCACUGCCCGGCGCCGGGACGCAGCGGGGACACGGCCGAGCUGCCCACACCGAGUAACCCUGGGGGACCCGAGCGCUGCCGGCGAUGGAGCUGGACAAGGGGGAUGUGACCGCACUGAGCCUGCCCUCAGCCACCGGGCACGGUGACACCGAUGGCACCAUCUGCCUGGACGUCCCCGAGGGCACCCCCGACCCGCACAGGACCAAAGCUGCCAUCGAGCACCUGCACCAGAAGAUCCUCAAGAUCACGGAGCAGAUCAAGAUCGAGCAGGAGGCCCGGGAUGACAACGUGGCCGAGUACCUGAAGCUGGCCAACAACGCGGACAAGCAGCAGGCGUCCCGCAUCAAGCAGGUCUUUGAGAAGAAGAACCAGAAGUCGGCUCAGACCAUCGCGCAGCUCCACAAGAAGCUGGAGCACUACCACAAGAAGCUGAAGGAGAUCGAGCAGAACGGCCCUUCCCGGCAGCCCAAGGAUGUUUUCCGGGACAUGCACCAGGGUCUCAAGGACGUGGGUGCCAACGUUCGCUCCAGCAUCAGCGGCUUCAGCGGUGGUGUGGUGGAAGGCGUCAAGGGGGGGCUCUCGGGGCUGUCGCAGGCCACGCACAGCGCCGUGGUCUCCAAGCCGCGGGAGUUCGCCAGCCUCAUCCGGAACAAGUUCGGCAGCGCAGACAACAUCGCACACCUGAAGGACACGUUGGAUGAUGGGCACCCAGAGGAGGCCUCGCGCGCGCUCAGCGGCAGUGCCACGCUGGUCUCCAGCCCCAAGUACGGCAGUGAUGAUGAGUGCUCCAGUGCCACCUCUGGCUCGGCUGGAGGCAGCAACUCCGGGGCAGGAGCCGGGGGGCUGGGGAGCCCCAAGUGCAACACGCUGGACAGCCACCACAAUAACUUCGACACCAUCCUGGAGGAGCUGCGGGAGAUCAAGGACAGCCAGUCGCAUCUGGAGGACUCCAUGGAGGACCUCAAGGCGCAGCUGCAACGGGAUUACACCUACAUGACGCAGUGCUUGCAGGAGGAGCGGUACAGGUAUGAGCGCCUGGAGGAGCAGCUCAACGACCUCACCGAGCUGCACCAGAAUGAAAUGACCAACCUGAAGCAGGAGCUGGCCAGCAUGGAGGAGAAGGUGGCCUACCAGUCCUACGAGAGGGCACGGGACAUCCAGGAGGCAGUGGAGUCCUGCCUGACGCGGGUGACCAAGCUGGAGCUGCAGCAGCAGCAGCAGCAAGUGGUGCAGCUGGAAGGGGUGGAGAACGCCAAUGCCCGGGCGCUGCUGGGCAAGUUCAUCAACGUGAUCCUGGCCCUGAUGGCCGUGCUGCUCGUCUUCGUCUCCACCAUCGCAAACUUCAUCACCCCGCUCAUGAAGACCCGCAUGCGCAUCCUCAGCACCGCCCUGCUCGUCCUCUUCCUCUUCUUCCUCUGGAAGCACUGGGACUCCAUCAGCUACUUCCUGGAGCACGUCCUGCUCCCCAGCUGAUCCACAGCCGGGCGGCUGCAGCCCCGGGGGGCUUUCCAUUUCCUGCAGAGGAGAGGGCUGGGGGGACCAUGGUCCAAAGCCUUCAGGUUGCUUCUUCACACACUCAGUUCUGUUGCUUUCCCAUCUCUCCAUCCUCGCUGCAGCCAGCAGUGAGCACUCAGAGUGUGUUGAAGCUGGGAUCUGUUUGUCUCCUGGGAUGUUUAAGGAGGGUGGGAUAGGGAAUGAAGAGGAGUUUUGGAAGAAACUGGUUAUUUAUGGGGUGCAGGGUUUUUCUAGGGUUUUGGGGGUGUUUUCUAAGUGUAAUUGUGUUCUGAAGGUCUGUGGGGAGGUCUGCUGAGGUUUUCUGUGGUGGGAAGGGUUGAGCUGGACCAAACCCAGCUCCAUGCAGACUUUCUGCAGAGAGAAGCAUGGGGUUGGCUAAGGCUGGAGUUUCCCUUUCAUCCUUGACAACCAAGCCAGCAAAAUCUCGGUCCUGGGAUAGAGCAAGAGCGAAAGCAAAGCAGGUGCUGAAGGAGAACACGGGUUCAAGGCGAACGCAGCCUCUCCCAACCCCAGCACAGCGCAGGCAGCACAGAGCAGGGCUGUGACACUGUCCCUGUGUGCCCACAGGGGCCUGGGCAGACACAGGGGACCCGAUGCUGGAGUGGGCUCUGGCACAAGCGAAAUCCCCUCCACUGCUUCCCCCUCUGUUAUUUAUUUCCCCUUCCUUUGGCUGCAGCUGAUCUGAUCUCUUCAGGGACCCUCGACUUGCAUCCCGCAGCCCCUGCACCGCGUCCUCUGUGUGUGUGUGUGUGAGCUCCCAUUUAACCCAAGACUGUUCCCAUUUGUGAACCGAAGCUGGGGGAGCAGGAGGAGGCGAGCAGCCGCCUUGGCAGCCCCUGCGGCCCUGUGCCAGAGCCCAGCAUGCUGGCUCCGAUGGGCAGAGAUGAUUUCAUACAUAUAUAUUUAUGUAAUAUAUCUAUACACACACAUAUAUAUAAAUAUAUAUAUAAA